CAGAUUGCGCUUGAGUUUAUGACAAUUAGCCGUUUAAAUUCAAUUAAAGCAACGUAAACAAUCACUAAUACAAGAAUAAAGUCCGCCAAAAACCAACAAGCAAACUGCACUUACACGCAAUUUACGUAAGAAUUAAAAAAGUGCGCAGUGAAAAACAAUAGAAAUUGAACAACAACAGCGUUGUUGGCCAAAAAACUACCCAACGAAUACGCACGCACACAUUGCCGACGACGACAUUAAGAACAAACACUUGCAUAUACAUAUAUACAUUUAUAUAUGCGUAUAUAUAAAAAUACAUAUAUACAGUGUACAUUUGUAAGCCGAAAACCACAAACAAUUGACAUUGGGUCAGUCACCACCUGUUUGUUUAUGGCGGCGACUCAAACUAGCAAUAAUUGUUAACACAUUGGGUCCGUGCCUUUGUCAGCUGUUGUUGUUGCUGCGAAUUGUUUAUAAUAUUAGUAAUCAUACGUAUGUACAUGCAUUGUACAUAAACCCAUGCGCAAUUGACAUUCUCGCUGGUCGCGUGUCAUCUGAAUAUAUAUUACUUAUUUAUGGCUUCAAAUGCACAGCUCGGAAAAAUCAUUUUGUUGAGCGCAAUUGCCGUCUUUUUUUACUACUUUUUUUGGGUAGCGAUUCUCCCGUUUAUGAUACUCGAUGAAGGUAAUCCCAUACUUUCGUUAUUUCCGCCGCUGAAGUACGCAUUCAUUGUGCCCACAGUAUUUGGGGUCAUCUGCCUGGGCGGCAUUGCCGUAUUCUCCUUCUAUCACAUUUGGAACAUUACCCACGCGAAGCCAACAAAUUGAAGACAGAGACACACACACGCGCACACACGGAUGAGCCACGUCAGAAUAGGUCACGGCACUGGAUAGAUU
This is a messenger RNA of Drosophila grimshawi, 875 nucleotides long. RefSeq names its product dolichol-phosphate mannose synthase subunit 2 (gene Dpm2). The record is from RefSeq and is a predicted model, not a curated record. The transcript has 3 exons. The coding region runs from base 555 to 806 and encodes 83 amino acids. Gene Ontology annotation, biological process: GPI anchor biosynthetic process. NCBI's taxonomy places the organism in Eukaryota, Metazoa, Arthropoda, Insecta, Diptera, Drosophilidae. Gene Ontology annotation, molecular function: enzyme regulator activity. Gene Ontology annotation, cellular component: endoplasmic reticulum membrane; dolichol-phosphate-mannose synthase complex.